CUAGGAUCGCCUAGUCUUUUGUGUUAAUAAUAGUUCGCUACUUUGGAGGGAGAUUGGACGGGGAUAUUUCGCUUGGGGUUUCUGGCGUGAUGUGAAUAGGCAUUGUUUCAGCGUUGGUCUAAUUGAGAUUAGAUUAAGAUUAGAAGAAAUCGGUCUAUUGGCAACUCACUUUAUACAACAGUCGCACACCGAAUGAUUGUUUUAUUUAAUGUAGAUAGCAGUACAUAAAGCCUAUUGUGUCGCAUUCAUACAUAACCUCUGCCAUAACCCAUUCGGUUUGUCCAUGCGCUAUUUUUAGGAAGUUUCUCUUCUGAAGAGCUUUAACCAUCGAACCAUCUGUAGGCUAUAGGGACGGAAAUCCGACGGAGUUUGAUGAUUCCGAUUCCUCCUGACUAUUUAAUAAUUCAGUUAACGCGCUUUUUUGGUAGGCUACCUUUGAGGAAGAAAUGUUUGGAAACAAUAAAUAGGCUACUUAUCGUAUUUACUGCACUGCAGUAGUGAUAAGAUCGAGGAAAUAAUUUCAGAUUUCUGCAUAUGUAGCCUAUAACAAAUCAGAAAUAAUUAAACAGCACAUUCUGGUAAAGGGUGUGUUUACUCAGACUUUUAAUGAGUUUUCAUAGACUUUUUAAGAGGGGGCAAAUCAGACCCUGUAUUUUAGGCUAUACAAAAUAUGAAACAAACAAAACUAAGGGUAGCAAUUCAUUGUUUCAUGUAUUUGCCUAUAUAAAAUAUAGCUAACGGUCGUAACUGUAAGUAUUUGUGGUUUUAGUAAAACGAGGCAGAUUAAAGUUAUUUUGAUUCACUAAAAAGAACCGACUCAUAAGAUUCAUUCGUUUGAGAAUCGUACCACGCCGGUUACUCUUUAUGCUUUUGAUUCACUAAAGAAUCGGCUCAUAAGAGAAUCAUUCACUCGGGACUCGGAAUAUCCUGGCUGCUGUUUGUUUCGCGCUGUACAUUCAGUAGUAAUGUUGGUAUAAACAAUACUUAACACAGUCAGAACGGUCAAAAAUCGACUGGCGUGAAAAUCAUUCGGUUUGGUAUUUGUUAAACGGAACCUUUGCCUAUUCUUAAGCACCGAUUCUCAUUUCCCAACUCUAUUCCCAAUUCUAAUGUUUAACCGUUUUUGAGCUGGCAUGCAGAGGUAUCGUGUAGGCUAUAUUGUAACUUAACUUUAAGGCGUCUCUGACGCCAAAUGUAGCCUAUUUACUUUAAUGUGUUCGUGACAAUGUAGAUAUAGCCUAAGGUAGCCUACAGCAUAUUUUAUUCACUCUUUACUCCUGUUGAUUUAACAACAACCAUAUCAUGCAUUUUAGGUCGCGUAGCCUACCAAUGCAUGUUUGUUCUAAUUGUUAUUAUUUUAACUAUAAACCCAAAACUCAUCCAGGCUCAGGGAAACAGCACGUUUAAAUAGCCAUAAUAAACUUGUUGAUGCAGAGCAACCCAUCAUCCAUCACUGAAAACCAAUUAGGCUAUUUUAGAUGGAAAAAACAUGCCGUGCAAUUAGCAUUAAAUUAGAUUAUCAGCUAUCUUGCAUCAUCUUAUUGAUUUUAUUCAACAUGAUUAUUUUAAACAUUAGCCUACCAAUCUAUUAUUAGACAUUUUUCCGAUUUUUUUUUUUUUUUUUUUUUUUUUAACGAUAGCCUACACAAUAGCGAUCAGUGGCUUCGGAUUGUCUUAAACCCUUACUUUGAGAGCUAUUAAAGUGUAGGGCGGGGUUUUAGUGCUUUACUUUUUUUGUUUUGUUCAGUUUUUUCCCCUCCCCUCUCCCUGAAAGCUUGUCGGAUGCUUGUCAGUUCACAUUUAGCUUACCAUUAUCAAGGCUCAAAACCAUUAGGGGACGACGGACUGCGAUUUACAGGGAAUUUUUGGAUAACGGUCCUGUUGAAUUGGGAUCUUAACUAUGCGGAGAUAAGGAAUAUGUGAAUGAAGCGUUUGAAAAGCAGCAGAGGAUGUCCGUGCUUCCUAAAGAAUGUGCAUGACUGAUCUUCCACAUGAGGACACUUAAUAAAUAAAAACAUAUGGUGACCAGAAUGAAGCAAACCCUCAGCUGGUAAGAUGAUUCAUAGGAGAAAUAACUCCAGACAUACAGACAAAAGCAACACUGUCAAGACAGAAUUACCAACAAUGGCACGUUUGACGAAGAGAACUUUUACCCAGACCGAAUGACUACAGGCGAGACAGACUUAAUAGGAUCUAAUAAUCUGGACAACAGAUAGCAGCAUAGUGGAAUAUUCAAGCCUUGGGAUGGAGGUGGAACGGCCGGACAUUGUAGAGGAAGAGUCAUUCUCCAAGGGUCGCCAGGAAGGCAAGAAGAGUAGGGGUCACACUUGUGAACUCUGUGGAAGAAGUUUUCCUUUCCUCAGCUCCUUGUCCCAGCACAUGAGAAAGCACACUAGGGAAAAACCAUACAAGUGUCCUCACUGUGAACACCGCUCAGCCCAGAAGGGUAGCUUAAAGGCCCACAUUCGCAGUCACAAACUGGACAGCCUCAGCCAGAGCACCGGUGGUGAGGAGGAAGACGUGGAUGAGGAAGGGGAAGGGGAAAAGGAAGGAGGGGUGCCAGAAGAUCAAGGUGGUUGCUCCAGUCCGACUGAGAGUACCUCAGCCUGCAACAAGGUUGUGACCGGUGAGGAUGCAACCAAAACAAGGAAGAAAGGCGGGAAGAACGACAGAACCUCUGGUGAGAAUGGCAAACAGUCAGUGCAAUGCACUGUGUGCAGGAAGAGACUGUCCAGUCUUGCAGAUCUUGAACAGCAUAUGCAGGAGCUUCACAAGGUCUUCCGAUGUGAACUGUGCCCUUAUGAGACUUUGCAGGAGGAACAACUGCAGGCUCACAUUGAGAAGGUACAUCCUAUUGAGGAGGAAUCUGUCAUAAAAGAAGUCUCUACCAUUGAGGAUGCUGAGUGUGUACUCAGUAAAGGCGAGUUCCCAUGUGAGCAAUGUGACCAGGUGUUCACCCAGGCCUGGUUUCUGAAAGCUCACAUGAAAAAGCAUCAGAACAGUCUGGAUUAUGGAUGCCGGAUCUGUGGACGCCGCUUUCGUGAGCCCUGGUUCCUACGUAGCCACAUGAAGACCCACAACACCAAGGUAAAACCAAAGAGUGACUGUUAUCUUCCGGCUACUGUCAAUGAGGUGGCACAGGACGAGUCGAACUUGGUGAACGAAGUGUGUCUGUAUGAACUCUGUGCCAAGUGUGGUAACUUCUUCCACAACAGCAAGGGCCUGCUGUUGCAUGAACAGGUCCACAGAAAUGUUGAGCUGCCUCCUAACAAUACCUUCUGCAGUGAUAAAGACUUGGCAUCUGUCACCAAGACAAGCUUCUUGGAAUGCCUAAACUUGAAACCAGCAGGAUAUGAAGAGAACCCCACUGAGGGAAUUCUAGGGAAAAGAAUCCCAGAGCUCGAUCCAGUUAGUAGCUACCAGGCUUGGCAACUGGCCACCAGAGGCAAAUUGGUGGAGGUAUCAGAGAAGAGCCUGGGUUGGGAAGAGAGGUUAGCUGAUGCAGAUGUAGCAUAUGACAGGGAAAAAGGCGAGUAUGUCUUGCUGAGACAGGACAAGCGGAAGAAAUCACUUGAUUCAAUGGCAAGUAUCCCAACCAAGAAACGGAGAGGGGCUGGGACCCAAGGCUCCAAUACAGAUCACCACAGCAAUGGAGAAAGUAAUGGCCAGGUCUCAAUAGGUGAGCAAAGCCCAGAGAAUCUGAGUGACACUGAGUACCAGCCUACUUCUCGCCCUAGCCGUAAGAAUUCCCAGAAAACCUCAGAGUGCUUGGAGUGCGGAAAGGGCUUCCGCACACAGCAACAGAUGGUGAUCCACAUGCUUAUCAGACAUGGUGGUUUGGGUGAAACCAUUGGUGGAAAUGGACUGUUCCGUAAAGCAGCGUCCAGCCCAUCUAAAGCAGGGGAAUCAGCAGGACUCUUCAGGGAUCAAAAACAGACGUUCUUUGGGGACACAGAUAAAAAGCCAUACACCUGUGAGCACUGUGACUUUUGCACCUCGGAACCCUCGGCCAUCGCUGCCCACAUCCAAACGCAUCAUUUGGCAAUCAGGAACUGGGGCCAGAGGAGUGAUGCCUUAACCAGCUCACUCAGCCAAAGCCAACCUCAUCAAACUAACCACAAGGGCUUCCCAAGGCUGAGAAAUGCCCUGCUGCAGCAGCAGCCCUACUGGCCCUACACCAGCUCAACUCACCUGGAGAGGGCAGCACUGAGCAAUGAUGCAUCAAAGACUGAGGAGGAAAAGAACAAGGGGUUGGAAAGUAGCACCUCGGAUAAAGUGGAAGCUAAUCUGAUUAAUCUCUCCAUGGAGGCGGAUAACGAAAAAGAAGGGGUUUCUUCCAUGUUACUGAAAAGUUUGGUUCGACACCAGUGUCCUUAUUGCUCCUAUGCAACACUCUAUCCAGAAGUUCUCUGGAUUCACCAACGAAUUGCACACAAAGUUGACAGCACUACGUUGGUGCCUAAGUGGGCUCCGAGAAAUGGCCUCAAGGGACCCAAAUCACUUCUCGAUUUCAAGAGACGCACUGGGCCACCUCCAUUUCUGGAGGGUAAGGACUGCCCAUCUCUGCCACAGAUGAGAACUUCCCGAACGAUUCCACCUGAUUGCAGCCCUGGAGGGAUGAAGAAAUCAAAACCUCUGACAAGUAGCAUAGAGUCCAGCUCCUCGCCAAGCAAGACCUGGCACAUGGCCACAGCACCGGGGGCAUCACCUCACUCGUCCAAACACAAGACCAUCAAGUCCAGGACAGAUGAGUUGGCAGGCAGUAGACACAAAGCAGACGUCCAUCAAAACAGUUCCUCGCGGCGUACAGCAAGUCCUCAGAAGACUGGAAACCCAAAGACAGGAAGCAGAGUGGUGGAGAGUAGUCUGCUACCUCAAGAGGGACUUCAUUUUAUGCUCUCUAGCAAACACAAACUCUCAGAUCAGAGGAGCUCCAAAGCCCAUGCUCCUCAGACCCCCGGCAGGUCUGAUUCUCAAGCUCAGGAUACACCGUCCAUGGCUGGGUACGACCCCUGGAGCAGGCUUAACUUGAGAGGCCCGUCCUCUCACUCCCAGUCCAAGAGACAGUCGACAACUGAUGGUCCAGAACCUGUGACAGACAUCCUGAGUUUCUUGAAGAACUGCAGUCCUCACGAUCUAGCUGCCCUCUACCACCACUGGGGCUUCAACAACGCCAUGGCGGAGCAAGCAGGGUUGGCGAGGUCAGGGUCUCAGCAGGGGGAGUAUGUGUGUCCAGUGUGCAGGAAGAGCUUCAACCAGCCCAGCCAUUACCGCACACAUAUGAGAUCACACACAGGUGAGCGACCUUUCCAGUGCCGAUACUGUCCUUACAGCGCCUCGCAGAAAGGUAACCUGAAGACCCAUGUCCAGACCGUGCACCGCCUAGCCUUCGACAACACGCAGUACCCAGACAGGAGACUCCGCCAAGCCCCUACCAAUGAACCCACGGAGCCUUCCAGACCUCACUGAGCAUCUCCACCUCCUCACAAUCAGCUCAAAUGAGGGCUGAAAUCUAUAAAAGGUCCAUUAAAAAUGGUUUGAUGCACAAAUAUGGCAUUCGAGGAAGACUUAAUGUAAUGUACGGCAUUGGAUUCAUUUGUGUUUUUAGUUUAGUUUUUAGACUUUCCAUGUUUCCUUUUUAUUUUCUCCUGACACAAAGCUCUAGAUUAAACUGAAAGGGGGGACACAUGUUUACACCUCCUUUAAGCAGAGACUUACAAAACACUUGAGGGCUAAAGCCUCAACAACACGAGGUUCGAGCUGAUGGAGUAUGACAGUGAGCUGCGUUCUCAAACCCUAGGUCUUCAGCUGAUCCCCUAAACUUGAAAUGCUGCCUCGGAGUUCCCCACUUGACUAGUUGUUAAACAAAAUAGCCUUAGUGCGCAACGAGUGUAGUUUGUGAGUGUGUGUGCGAUUGUGUUUUCCACAUUCUACUUCUCAGGACUUGAGACGCGAUUCCAAAGCCUGCAUUCAUUCACACCAGUGUGUAACUGCAUGCAAAGGAGACAUGCAGUGAAAUUCAUUAAUUAGUUUUGCUGAUUAUUGGCAUAUAUAUAUAUAUAUAUAUAUAUAUAUAUAUAUACAUAUAUAUAUAUAUAUAUAUAUAUAGUUGAGUGUGUUUUGUCACUGGUUGGGCAACAUUUGGCACUAUCAUCAAAAUAUGUCCUGAAUACUUUUGUAUUGUAUUAAACUUGGAAUUUGAAGUAUUUGAGUAAGUGCAGCUGUAAUGUUACAUAGGUUUCCACUUGCAUUGAGUGUCAUAUUCAUAAACCUUCUCUCUGAAGAGUUGAAGGUAAAGACACCUGACAUAUUUUGCAUUAGUGUCUUCUGAUUGGUCCAACAAAGUCAGAAAUAUUAUUUGUGUCUGCGGUUACUUUUUUGAUGUAGCCUACACAGGUUUUAAAGGUUUUCUCUUUUUUUACCCCCCAACAAACAUGUUUGCCUUAGUGGACUCUAAAUAAUUGUAUCCCAAAAAAGAAAGAAAACUAACUGUUAAUUCAGUGGUGCAUCAGGUCUUAAAGCCAUGUUAAAAUGCUCAAGUUUUUGAUGAAGGAUCUGUUUUAAUCUAAACAUGCGGAGCUGCAAGUUGUCUGUGUAAUCAUUUAAAUUAUUGAAUAAUAGAGAGACUAGUGAUUAGUGCAAGACUAGAUUGGGGGCUUUAGUGUGUUUUAUAAUGUUAUAUAUAAAGGUUUAGAAUGCCAUAUUUUUUAGAGGUUGAAAACUUAAACGCAAAGAAAUUCUUGGCCAUAUAUUUCUAUGAAUGUUGUAUAUGGUUAUUAGGUAUUUAUGGAGAUAAAAGCUGCAUACGUUUAAUUGCAUUCAUUUAUGAACAAGUCAAAAAUGAACAUUUAUCUAGAGCAUUUAUAUUGCCUAAAUCCUUGUGUUGGAAACUAAGCCAAGAAAACUGAUCCUACAUUAUGAAAUUUGUUUUAGAAGAACCUCCAAUGUGAAUUUGUGUUGAUGCUCAGCAGUCAAACUGAAACAUGUUGCAGGUUCGGUGACCCAGGAACUGAGAGUUAUUGUGAACACGGUCCUCUCACCACUGCCCUUGAGCAAGGCAUUUUACCCUUGGUCGCUCUAUAGGGACUCCAUGCUCUUGCAAUUGAUGUCUUGGAAGUUGCAUUGGAUGAUAUGUGACUGCUUAAUUGUAAUUUACUAACAGUAAAUCAACUUUUUAAAUUUGUCCUAGGACACGAGAAACAUGAAUAGCUUUUCCUGUUAGCUUUUUAAUAAAUUUAAACCCCUGAGUACUAGAACAGAAGACCUAAGAAAAUUAAUAACAUGUUAUGAAUUAAUUUGCAAUUGGAGUGUUUUUUCUUUAUGUAACACUAUUAAUUUUGUGCUUUGAAUAGAAGUAGUAGUUGAAUGUAUGGAAUGUAUUUUUGUGUGGUUAAAAGUUUUUUCUUCCCUCCACAUAUAUUUUGUUCAAUGAAGUACACAAAACCUGUUGACUGUCAUCCUCAGAUCAUCUCCUACUCAUUUAUUGUCCAUUGUUGAAAUUUUGAACUGCUUAAAUUAAACUUUACCCUUAACUUUGG
Cyprinus carpio (common carp) is the source of this 7538-nucleotide messenger RNA. RefSeq names its product zinc finger protein 516-like. The record is from RefSeq and is a predicted model, not a curated record. Gene Ontology annotation, cellular component: nucleus. Gene Ontology annotation, biological process: regulation of DNA-templated transcription. Gene Ontology annotation, molecular function: RNA polymerase II cis-regulatory region sequence-specific DNA binding; DNA-binding transcription factor activity, RNA polymerase II-specific. Lineage: Eukaryota; Metazoa; Chordata; Actinopteri; Cypriniformes; Cyprinidae.